UUUCCGCGCCGACGCAGCCUACGAGUCGAAAUUUUCCAGCAUCAAAACGACAUUGACACCAACUUCACCACCGGGCACUUGCAGCCUCAAUACUGGCUUACGACCUGAACCAAAAAAAGAAAAAAAAAAAGGUAUCAGGCUCAUGAGCGCCCAAGAAAGCUGCACACAAAUAAAUCGCCUCGCCUGAGUAACCAGCAUAAUGGAUCCAGAUGGGGUAGACGCCACAGCAGCACUAGGCCUAGCCGCUGAUCAGAAACGACGACAUGUGUCUAAUGGCGACUCACCGGAUGCUAAGAGGGCCAAGGUCAGUGUUGAUGGCGCAAAUGGACAAGACCCCCAAGCGCCCGCUGCCAGCGGAGAUGUCCCUGUUGAUGCCGCCACCGAGCCGUCUGAGAGGGUCAAGGGCCUGGCUCCCAUCAAGGCCGAAUACCUGAUUGACGUGGUCCCGAGUGACCACCGCAAUGUGCCGGAUGAUGAUGCCGCUGAGGGCAGGACACCCACCGACGCUCCAGUCAAGGUCGGCAGGAAAGGCAAAAAGGGCCAAAACCAGGCCCGCGACUUUGGUCGCUCCAACGACAACUUCCGCCUCUGCCAGAGCCGCAUGACAUCGGACGAGUUCUCGCCCAAGCCAUGUAACUUUGGUGACCGCUGCAAUCUCUCACACGACCUCCGCAGGUAUCUCGCUGAGGGCCGUAGAGCCGAUCUCGACACCUUUGGAGGCAAAUGUCCCAUCUUCGAGGCACACGGCUGGUGUAACGCCGGCUGGAAGUGCCGCUUCGUCAAGAGUCACAUGAAUGAAGUUGAGCGGGAGGACGGGAAGAAAGAGCUUGUCCUUGUGCGUGAUGCGUCUCGCGAGCAACAGAACGACACCGAGUCGUUUGGUGUUGUCAACGUGGUGGCUGCCGAGCACAAGCAUAAAAUGUCACGCAACAAGCUCGAUCUCAAAAAGUCGAUCGAGUACGUCGCGUGGUUGGAUAAGCACAGCAAGCUUAUCAAAGAUCUUCACAACGCCCGGACAGAGGAGAGGAAGAAGGACUCGGAACUCAGUGAACUCAGGGCACAGUACACCGAGCCCCCCCUUAGGCCAUCUGAAAAGCGCAGAGUCUACUUCGGUCGCGAGACGCCAGUCCUCGCCCCGCUGACAACGCAGGGCAACCUUCCGUUCCGCCGCCUCUGUGUCGAGUUGGGAGCUCAGGGUACAUACUCGGAGAUGGCCAUGGCGAUGCCUCUUGUCCAGGGGAAGCAGGGAGAGUGGGCACUCAUGAAAGCCCACGAGUCCGAGACGAAGCCGCCUCGUUUCACCCCGAGGCCAGAGGACCCCGUCGUCAAGGUUUACGACAACUCGAGAGACCUCAAGUUUGGCGCCCAGAUAUCGGCAAGCUCGCACACAGUGGCUGCCAAAGCAGCCGAGUGUCUCUCGACCUUCCUCCCCCAUCUGCGCCUGAUCGAUCUCAACUGCGGCUGUCCCAUCGACCUCGUGUACAAGUCUGGAGCCGGCUCGGGGCUGCUCGAGCAGCCCAACAAGAUCGAGCGCAUAGUGCGCGCCAUGAACACAGUCUCGGGUGAGGUUCCCAUCACGGCCAAGCUCAGGAUUGGCGUCAAGGAGGGCUUCGCGACGGCCAAGAAGAACAUCGAGCGUCUCGCGUUCGGCGCGCCCGACUUUCGCGCCGAGAUGGGCGCACCGGGCUGCGCAGCAAUCACUCUCCACGGACGCACUCGCCAGCAGCGGUACAAGAAGCCGGCAGACUGGAGCUACAUUGCCGAGUGCGCGGCACUGGUGCAGUCCUACCGUGAGGCGGGCGACGCCCUGGCCGACACGGCGAGCGCCCCGGACCCGAACACCAUGGCAGGCGGGUCGGACCGCAUGUAUUUCCUGGGCAAUGGCGACUGCUUCUCGCAUAUCGACUACUUCAAGGCCGUGGACGAGGCGGGAGUAGACACGGUCAUGGUGGCCCGCGGUGCCCUCAUCAAGCCGUGGAUCUUUGAGGAGAUCGAGAAGGGCCAGUACCUGGACAAGAGCUCCAGCGAGCGGCUCAGAUACGUGGAGCGCUUCUGCCGGUACGGAAUGGAGGCGUGGGGGGCCGACGAGAUGGGCAUCGGCACGACGAGGCGGUUCCUGCUCGAGUAUCUCAGCUUCGCUCAUCGCUAUGUGCCCAUCGGCCUACUGGAGCACUUGCCGCCGCAGAUCAACGACCGGCCGCCGGCCUAUCGUGGCCGGGAUGACCUGGAGACGCUCAUGAUCAGCGACAACUACAAGGACUGGAUCAAGAUCAGUGAGAUGUUCCUUGGCCCGGCUCAUGAGGACUUCAAGUUCCAACCCAAGCACAAGUCCAACUCGUAUGAUAUGGAGGCUGAGGGCUGAACAUGCCUGUCUGGAGGGCAAGGUGUACCUACGUACACGCGACACGUGCUAAUGCUGUCAUGACUGCAACCUGGGUCGCCUAUUUGGUAUUCUGAAGGGAUCGUGAUAGCACAAGGACACCGUGAAAGUACACACCCAAAACGGGGACCUGGAUAAGGGCGCAUUGUUGAAGCUAUUAGAGCCACAUUGUUGCUCCUCACUUCGAUGCUGGCUUGGCGUUGGCGUCGCAGAGAUCCGGAAAACCUGUUUGAUGAUUAGAUGUAAUUUUAAGGUCUUGAUGUAUAACGAAUUGGUUGUUACUCAGUCCCAAGUGCAGACGCCCAUGCUGCCUGCAGUCGCGUUUCAAGAGGCAAGGCCAAACUCAGCUUAGCCACGGCGUCGUGAUGGUUUGCACGUGCCACAGUCCCAUCA
Messenger RNA from Gaeumannomyces tritici R3-111a-1, 2773 nucleotides. RefSeq names its product tRNA-dihydrouridine synthase 3. The coding region runs from base 200 to 2362 and encodes 720 amino acids. The transcript is spliced from 3 exons. The record is from RefSeq and is a predicted model, not a curated record. NCBI's taxonomy places the organism in Eukaryota, Fungi, Ascomycota, Sordariomycetes, Magnaporthales, Magnaporthaceae. Gene Ontology annotation, biological process: tRNA processing. Gene Ontology annotation, molecular function: metal ion binding; RNA binding; flavin adenine dinucleotide binding.